This is a messenger RNA of Gambusia affinis (western mosquitofish), 821 nucleotides long. Its product is annotated as solute carrier family 2, facilitated glucose transporter member 5-like. Gene Ontology annotation, cellular component: membrane. The coding region runs from base 197 to 442 and encodes 81 amino acids. Lineage: Eukaryota; Metazoa; Chordata; Actinopteri; Cyprinodontiformes; Poeciliidae. Gene Ontology annotation, molecular function: hexose transmembrane transporter activity. The record is from RefSeq and is a predicted model, not a curated record. The transcript has 2 exons. Gene Ontology annotation, biological process: monosaccharide transmembrane transport.
CCUUUCUUUCUCUUUGUAAAUUUGUUAAUGUUUGUGCUGAUCUAUCACUUUAUGCUAAUCAAAUAAUUUGAAGUUUUGUCGUUGCAAAGCGACAGAACUCUUGUACAGAUCACUGUUUGCUCUUCCAGGCGCCGCAACAGCCACACUCAGCGCCGAGCUCUUUAUUCAGUCCGAUUGUCUGGCAGCGUUCGUUCUCAUGGGACUGCAGCGUUGGUUCAUGUUCGCCGUGGUGGGCCUGAUCUUCCCGUUCCUCAUUGACGCUUUCGGCUCGUACUGCUUCACGCUGUUUGCCGUCGUGUCCCUGCUGGGCAGCUUUUACACCUUUUUCCUUCUGCCUGAGACCAAGGGGAAGUCUCUGGUGGACAUUUCGGAGGAGUUUAAAGCCAUCACGGUGUGUGGGAAAUCCUUCCUGGAGGGAGAGAGGGUGGAGACCAAGUUGUAAGGCAUGGCAUCCCGAGAAGACGCUUUAAAUGGUAGAAACGUACACCGAAUACCGAGAUUUUUCCUGGACAGUUUGAAGACGGAUUCAAACAAAACAUUUAGGGAUGUAGGAUGUACCACACCUCAGUUUUCCACAUCCUGAAAUUAAGUACAAAUAUUAAUCCUUUGUCAGUUUUAUUCCAAGAAUCAUUGUAUCUUCAAUGGAUCACUACUCAAUUCUUGUACCCAGUCACUGACCUCCAUACCGGUGCAGUUUAGCUCGAGUUGUCUCACACACACACGUACACACGCGCACACACACACACACGCACACACACACACACACACACACACGCACACACACACACACACAGCAGGCCGCCUGUGCUGCGGCGGCUACA